GUCUUGACCAUAAAACAUCGAGGGUCUCCUGCAAUCUGUAAAGAGUUUUGACCAUUCACAUCGUUCCAGCCAACCAAGUCCCAAUCCAACAAAUAACAUCCCACAAACAUAUCACCAUGUCAAAGCCACACUCCAAGACUGUCCGCGGAACCCUUGAUAACCCCAAGACGCAAGCUGCCAUCAAGUCGGGCAGCAACCCACCCCAGCUAGGAGACCAUGUCUCGCUGAAGCCUGAGACCGACAACCCACCCACGCUAGAGAACCAAAAAACCGCUUCGUCACUGGUCUCAAACUCCUCGUCAGACACGAAUGACAACGAACUUCCACAUUCUAAGAAGGUGAGGGGAACAUUGGCGAAUGCGGAUGGAAAGCAAGUCAACGACACCCAAUUGGGCGACCCAGCGAGCUUGAAGGCGGAGACGAGUAAGACUGAUUUGGGAAAGCAAACGGAGAGGGAGGGCAUGGAGAAGAGCAAGCUCUGAACGUGCACAUAGGGGGCGGAUAUAACAAUAAGUUUUUU
Macroventuria anomochaeta is the source of this 520-nucleotide messenger RNA. RefSeq lists its product as uncharacterized. The transcript has a single exon. Bases 117 to 482 code for a protein of 121 amino acids. NCBI's taxonomy places the organism in Eukaryota, Fungi, Ascomycota, Dothideomycetes, Pleosporales, Didymellaceae. The record is from RefSeq and is a predicted model, not a curated record.